Messenger RNA from Megalops cyprinoides (Indo-Pacific tarpon), 909 nucleotides. RefSeq lists its product as uncharacterized. NCBI's taxonomy places the organism in Eukaryota, Metazoa, Chordata, Actinopteri, Elopiformes, Megalopidae. Bases 28 to 801 code for a protein of 257 amino acids. The record is from RefSeq and is a predicted model, not a curated record. Gene Ontology annotation, molecular function: protein dimerization activity. The transcript has a single exon.
AGCAAAAUCCAGUACAUCAGUAAACUGAUGCAGUCACCCUCAAUGCAGCUCGAUGUGGCUGUCGACUUGCUGAAGAAAACCAAAGAUUCCCUGACCAGUUACAGAAACACUGGAUUUUCUGAUGCACAGAAAACGGCAAAGAAGAUGUGUGACGAGAUGAAUGUGGAGGCUGAACUCAAACAAAAGCGAUUGAGAACCACAAAAAGGCACUUUGGCUAUGAGGCUCCAGAUGAGCCCAUACAAGAUGCACUGAAAAAAAUGAAAACCACAUUUUUUAAUGUGGUUGUGGAUACUGCCAUCUCUUCCCUUGAUGAGAGAUUUAAGAAUCUUGGAGAGGUGAAUAACAAGUUUGGUGUACUUCUCAAUUUCCCCAACUUGGAGGAAGAAGACCUGCUGCAGCAGUGCCAAACCCUAAGUGCUGCUCUGACCCAUGAAAGCCAGCCGGACAUUGAUGGCACAGAACUUGCAAAGGAAAUGCAGAAUUUUCCACCAUUGCCAUCAAAGAAUGUGACAAACAUGGAACUCUUGACCUUCCUGCAUGAGAAGAAGCUGGCAGAAAUUUACCCCAACAUGUGGGUUGCUCUGAGAAUCUUUGCCACUCUUCCUGUCACAGUGGCUACUACAGAAAGAAGCUUCUCAAAGCUUAAACUGAUAAAAACCUACUUGAGAACUACAAUGAUGCAGGAACGUCUAAGUGGACUUGCCAUCAUUAGUAUAAAUCAUGUGGUCUCAAGUAAGCUAUCAUACGAUGAUGUUAUAGAUGACUUUGCUGUAAGAAAGAGCAGGAGAGUUACGCUGUAGCAGCAGGUGAUAUGAGGUUGAGUAGGUGGUUGUGUAGUUUUGAUGCAGUACCAAAAAGCACCAGUAGAUGUCUUUAUAAGAGCCCCCUUUCUCCCCUUUUAUUGAUAU